AAGGCAAAGUACCCCCACAUUCGUCUUGUGCUUGAAACAUUUUGAGUCUUCUGCCUCUUGUAACCCAGAGAACUCUCACAUACCAACGGGCUUUCUGGAGCUCUGCCAAUUCCACCGCGUUUGCGCCCUCCCUCGUGACUUCCUGGUAUGUUUACUUUGAAGCCUGUGACGAUGGUGGUGGCAAAUGUGUUGGGUUGGGUUUUGUCUUGAGCAAUUGUGUAGUGUUUUGUGAUUCAGGCAGGUGAACUGAUUUAGCAGAACGCAAUUCAGCCAUGCGAUCUUCUUUUGGCACCCACUUGCUGCGCUCUUCCCUUCCAUCCUCCGCGGAUUCCCUACGGAUUCUGAGCUACAGUGCUCGCAUACCGGUUCGCGACAAUGCUCCUGUUGGUCUGAGAUGUUGGUUCAAUAAGCACAACUGGGUUUGUAGACCACAAUUAGUGCAAUUGAGGGUUGGACAUCUGUCUGGGUUUCGAGUUGAGGCUAGGGGAGCUGUGGACGCCGUCGUGGAUGCAAGUGGGAUGGACAAGCAGAGUCCAGACUCAGGAGUAGCUGAAGAAGCUAAUUCCUUGGAGUCCCUAGAAGUGCCAGCCACAAUCAGGGUUUCAGAGGACAUGGGGCAGCUCGAGCCACAGGGUCCAGACCGCGAUGUAAAAGAUGGCGUGAACGUGAAGAAGUCGAUUUGGUCGAAAUUGGGGCAGAGGGUCAACAUUGCGGGGAUUCAAUUCGCAUCUAGAGUAAUGUUACACGAUCAACAUCUCGCUAUCCCACAUAUUAGUGUCCCAGACAUACGGUGGAUAGACUGGAAGGCUUUACAUGAUCAUGGUUUUGAAGGUGUGGUGUUCGAUAAGGAUAACACUCUCACCGCACCUUAUGCGUUUGCUCUAUGGCCAGCCCUUUCGACAUCCCUGCAAGAAUGCCAAUCAGUUUUUGAGGGUCGAAUUGCCUUGUUAAGUAACUCAGCUGGAUUAUAUCAAUUCGAUCCUGAUGGAGUGGAGGCUAAAGCUUUAGAGGAGAGACUAGGAAUUCCUGUUAUUCGCCAUGGGACGAAAAAACCAGCAGGAACAGCUGAAGAUCUUGUAAAGCACUUCGGAUGUGACCCGUCAAGGAUUAUUAUGGUCGGAGAUCGCUACUUCACAGAUGUUGUGUUUGGGAAUAAUAAUGGCUUGCUCACCAUCAGACCCGCUCCACUCACUUCUAUUGGAGAGCCUUUUGUUGUGCAGAAGGUGAGGAUGCUUGAAGAAGCUGCAGUGGGGCGAUGGCGAAGGCAAAAUGUUCAACCGAAAGAGCAUGUUUUGUUCACCUCUGCUCAUGAUUUCAUCAAGGGUUCUGCCUGUUGGUAGUCGGAUUCUACUCUUAGGAUAUAUCAUACAUCGCAUAGCUGUAAGUCGGGCGGUUGAGGAUCUAAAUAGUGUUUAGAUUAUGAGUGGUUAGCGGAAUUUUUUUUCCAGCUAUCUUCAAAUUUGGAUAAUGUAGGAAGUUUCUCUACAUCUGAGGAUGUUUCACUGACAUUUGAGUGAUCUCCUUGUUUAAUGUGAACGAUUGUGAAUUCUUACUACCAACUGUUAUGCAACUAGACCAUCGCAUAUAACAGUCACUCUUUUGUAUU
Messenger RNA from Physcomitrium patens, 1606 nucleotides. Lineage: Eukaryota; Viridiplantae; Streptophyta; Bryopsida; Funariales; Funariaceae. The record is from RefSeq and is a predicted model, not a curated record.